Molecule: messenger RNA, 1163 nt
Organism: Nicotiana tabacum (common tobacco)
Lineage: Eukaryota; Viridiplantae; Streptophyta; Magnoliopsida; Solanales; Solanaceae
Biological process (GO): male meiosis II
Source: RefSeq, a predicted model, not a curated record
CCCACCCCACCAACCAACAAACUUUCAUAUAAACACACUGCAAAUAUACAAGACAAAAUCUUCCUCCAUUUUCUCUGCAGGGGUUUUUGGAAAAUCACUAAAGCAUAGAUCUUUUUAAAAAUGGGAUGUUUUCUUGGUUGUUUUGGUUUUACCACCAAGAAACAAAAGCGUAUAAAGCCUUGUAACAAGUUCCAAGUGCAUCAAAAGUAUGUACAACUAGACUCUGAGAAGGCAAAUGCUGCAGAUUCUGUAAAUUCUGAACCCAGGGAUAAGCCUAAAGAAUCAUCAAAACCUAAGGUAAAAAAGAAAGUGAGCUUCAAUUUGAAUGUUAAGGCGUAUGAGCGAAUCCAAGACGAUGACAACAGCACAACAUAUUUCUCAGAUGAAGAGCAGACACAAUGUGUAUACAAUGAACAAGAAACUGCAAAAAACAGUAUGUCUAUGUACCCUUCAAGUUAUCGAUACUAUAACUGCAACGAUGAGGAAGACGAGAUAACACUUGAGGAAAGUGAUAUCGAUGAACUUGAUGAAGAAGACUAUGGCGUUAGCGAUGAUGAUGAUGAUAAUGAAGAUGGUGGCGACGAGACAGAAAACAAGUUUGAAAAUGAUAAAAGGCUGAACAAAGAUGAAACAAAUGAAGUAAGUCAAGAUAAUAGGAAUUUGUAUGGGAAUUCUGUGCUACUUCCAGUUGAAAAUCUCACUCAAUGGAAAGCAGUUAAAGCUAGAGGAGCACAGCAAGUGAAGCAUCAGAAAGAAAACACUAUCAAAUUGGAUGGAAAACAAGAAAUACCUUUGCUUAAAAAGCCAGUAAUCAAUUGUGCAGACCUAAAUCUCAAAGAUAACUCUAAGCCUAAGGCUAAGGAGCAUGAAAUUCCAGUUGAUGCCAGUCUCUCAAAUUGGCUGGUUUCAGCAGGAGCAGCAUCAGUAAAUCGCUCAGCUGUGUACUAUAUUGAAGAUAGAGCUAAAGAUCAUCAAGUUGUGCUUGAUAUAGUCAAUACUAUAUAAACAAAGAAAGUGCAGAGAAUGGCCUAAAUACAUUUGAAUUGAUGUUUUUGUGUAAAGUAUUGUUUGUCUUUAUGUUUGGACAGUACAUGAUUUGUGAGUGCAGUUGUGUUGUAUUCUUAUAGACAAAUUUGGGGACAUAAGAUUCCAUUUGGGGAGCC